AUGGAGAUAGCCAGGAUCUUCCAAGAGAGCCAAACAAGUGGGGCAGGCCACCGCAAAUUGGUGGUGCAGAUGAAAAAAGAGCUAGACACGAGUGCGGGCAGUGACGCGCUGCCGUUAUUUAUUGAGACAUUUUGCCGGGCGGCAGUGCGGUUGUUACCAAUCAAGAAAUCCGAGCCUAGUGCGGAUCAAGUCGUCAAGUUUAUUGGCGCGUUUGUGGAGCAUAUCUCGCCUGAAAACGAAGAAGAGUCUGAGGAAACUCCAGAAUAUGUUUACACGUUUAUUGAAUCCCUUAUAGACUAUUUCAUGCGCGCCUUGACCGCCAAGGACAAAGUGGUGAGGUUCCGCGGAUGGCAAUUGGUGACGACAAUUCUCCAGAACUCAACCGUGCUGAGUGACAGCAUCUCUGAAGAGCUUCGUGUGGUUGCUCAGAACCGCUGCAGAGACCGUGAUCACUCGGUAAGGAUUCAGGUUGUUCUGACUUUAGUCUCCCUGCUCAACGAGCAGGAAAAGGAAUCCUACGAAGAAGUUGUCAAGAUACUGGUUGAUCUGAUGGAACAUGACACCAAUCCAGAAGUGCGCAGAGCUGCUCUUUUGAACGUACCGAAACGCAAAAGGCUUUACCCCAAACUGGUCGAAAGGUCUUUGGAUGUCAACUCUGUAAACCGCAGAAAUGUGUAUUCGCGUGUUAUACGUGAUAUUGAUGAUUUCCGUCUUCUGAAACUAGAUUUACGCGAAAAGCUGCUUUCGAAUGGUCUUGCCGAUCGCAAUGCAUCAGUUCGAAACGCUGCAACCAGUAUGCUUCUCAGCCAGUGGCUCCGAACCGUGGACAACGAUGUGAUCAAGCUGCUGGGUCGUUUGGACGUUCUCAACAGUCAGGUUGCCCAGCCAGCCCUUGUGGCGCUGUUCAAUGCCCGUCCUGACGUUGUUAAAGAAAGAAUAAGUUUUGAGCAGGACUUUUGGGAGAACUUGUCGCCAGAGGGCGCGUUUCUCGUCCGCUGCUGGAAUGAGUACUGUCGAGGCAAUAACCUGGUCGCACUUGCCGAAAUGAGACUGCCUGAUUUAUCUGAAUACGCUGAUCUGUUGGUGCUGUUUUGGCAACAGUACUGUGAAGCAGCAGAGGAGGAAAAGGCAGAUCAAGACUUUAUUGUUGAGCAACUGCUCACUGUCGCAUCUACUUAUGACUUUCGUGAUGAGUUUGGUCGACAGAAACUUCUACAAGUACUUGAUACAAUUUUGUCGGCCGGCAACGCUCCAAGUGAUGGCGUUAUUGCAAAAGCCGUUCAAGUUCUGCGUAAUGCGCUUACACUUGUUUCUGAUUUCAUGCUGAAGAUUGCUGAUAUUUUGGAUGAUCUCGAUGGCCCAAGCAAUCGAGAAAAUGAUCCGGAUAUCUCUAUCCAGCUCACAAACGUAUUGUUGCAGUAUUCUAUUAUCGACGCAACACUGCGCUGCUUGAAGCUGCCUUACGAUGACAUUGCAACCCUCAACUCUCUCUAUGAUCGGAUCAAUUUUGCUCUUCAGUCUACGGACUAUGAAAUUCUCAAUCGAGGUUUGGCCUGUCUUGGUUUGCUUUGCCUUCUCAGCAAGUCUCAAACUGAUGCCCACUUUGGACAGCUAUUGACAAUGUAUAAUCCCGAUGCUGUUGAGUACGAAGGCGAUGGUGAGAUCAAUGAAAUUGUCGUACAGGCCGCAUCAGAUGUGCUUUUGACUCAUCGUGUGUACCCAGAUACCGCCAAGCGUGCUCGAGACGUGAUUGCCAAUGGGUUCAGGCAAAGGAAUAUCGCUGCGAUCCGAACAGUGAGUGCAAAGGCACUGGCCAAACUGUUUUUGUCCAAUUUGUUCAGGUCGGAACUGGAGCUGUUGGGCGAGCUUGUGAGAGCAUACUUUUCAUCAGCAGAGCUUGCUGAACUCGAGCAGGUCUUGAGUUUCUUCGUUCCAGUGUACGCACUCACAUCCUCAGAAAACCAAGAACGCAUCGCCAGUCAGUUCAAUGUUAUCAUUGAUACUGAACAGGAGGACACACUAGACGUGCCAUUGCCAACUGUGCUGGCCCAACUAGUAGAGUGGACAUCACCACAACGAUCUGACAAUGCCCAGUCGACGGUGCACGGAGAUUUGGCUAUUUCAAUGCUCACGACUGCCAAAGACAGUCCUCCAGAGAUUCAGAAUGCUAUUCUCAGUGCAGCGGGGAAAUUGACCCUGAUUAUCACACCUGAACAGGCUGACAAAAUUAUGGAACUCAUCGAAGAGUCAAAGGAACAAGUAAACCGGGUCGGCCGGACAUCAUUGGGGGCAUUUGAGCGGCAUUUUGAAAAAACCGCUAGUUGCAAACCGAACCAUCAACCGAUCUUGGACAUACCAGCCGAAGACUGA
This is a messenger RNA of Wickerhamiella sorbophila, 2370 nucleotides long. Its product is annotated as Condensin complex subunit 3. Lineage: Eukaryota; Fungi; Ascomycota; Dipodascomycetes; Dipodascales; Trichomonascaceae. Gene Ontology annotation, biological process: mitotic chromosome condensation. The record is from RefSeq and is a predicted model, not a curated record. The transcript has a single exon. Gene Ontology annotation, cellular component: condensed chromosome; condensin complex. Bases 1 to 2370 code for a protein of 789 amino acids.